UUAUUUGAAUUCAAUAUCAAACAAUCCAGCUUAAUUGACCGAAGUUCUUUUGCUUAUAUUACUUUUGUGUUAUCACCUUGGUGGCUUUACCGUGGUACGACGUAUUCGUAUAACGCACACCAAGUACGACUUAACCAAACGGACCAAUACUUGCCUCUUCCGUUUCCGUCUACAAGCAGACAAGUCACGAAUUUUCACUAGACGAAGUGCAAUCUAUAUUAUCGACUACUUCUCCAUCCUUAUUUGCCACCAUCAUGCCACCCGUGCGAACCAGGGUGACAAGACUUUCAGAAGUGGAAAGAAACCGUCAAUUCGUGUCCCCAGCCCGGGGACGUGGGAGAAGACGUAGGCCAAACAGCGUGGCCACCGACUCCUCGAGGCCCAUACCUACGGCAUCCGCUGUUGUAAAUGCAGCGGGGGGAACCACACAAUCAGAGACUGACGACACUCAUGCCAUUCAGGACUUGCAGGCUAAUCCGUCAGGUUCAGCCACAGAUGCAAAGGGUGUGGUGGAGAUCAUCCAGCAUCAAAGUGCCGGGCAACAAAAUAAUUACCAAUCGUUGUAUACACUUGGGAAAACCCCCAUCAAUGUCGACCAACUUGCCCAUUACCUACACAAUUAUCGUGAUCAACCUUUUCUCAUUAGAGGCUUUCAAUCUGGUUUUAGUUUACAUUAUCAAGGGCCAAGGCGCCCAAGGGAUUCCAAUAAUCUAAAAAGCAUAGUACUAAAUCCUCAACUAGCUCAACAAAAAAUUCAGAAAGAAGUACUGCUCCAGCGAGUCGGGGGGCCUUUCGAUUCACCCCCCUUCCACUCGCUACAAGUUUCACCUUUAGGCUUAGUACCCAAAAAGGAUGGGGAUUUUCGGUUAAUACACCACCUAUCCUUCCCUGAGUAUGACUCUAUUAAUGAUUUCAUUGACCCAGCAGUUUGUUCUGUUCAUUACGCAUCCAUUGACGAUGCCGCUGCCAUCAUAUCCUUCUUGGGCCCUGGAACCUACUUAGCCAAAUCAGACAUUAAAUCGGCAUUUCGUCUAAUACCUGUUGCUCCCUCAGAUUUCGAACUGUUAGGUUUCAAGUUUCAGAACAAAUACUAUUACGAUAAAAUGCUACCAUUUGGGGCAUCAGUCAGCUGUGCAACCUGGGAAAGAUUUGCUUCGGCAUUACAUUGGAUAGUCCAAAAUAGGACACGUAAUCCAUCCAUUUUACACUAUCUUGAUGACUUCCUGUUCAUGGGCUCCGCAAAUUCAAACAAGUGUCAGGCUACUCUCUCAGAAUUCAAACACAUUUGCCAAGAUAUAGGUGUACCCAUUGCCCUCAAAAAAAACUACAAACCCAACUACAACCCUUAUUUUCUUAGGUAUAGAACUAGACACAGUGAAUAUGAUCAUGCGACUCCCACAGGACAAGCUACUUUUGCUCAAACAGCGCAUUCAUGUCUUCCUUCACAGUAAAAAAGCUACUCUUAAAUCUUUUCAGUCACUCAUUGGGCUGCUAAAUUUUGCAUGUAAAACGGUAGCACCAGGGAGAGCCUUCUGCAGACGUUUAAUUGAUGCUACUAUGGGCACUACCAAAACACACCAUAAGAUCAGAAUCAAUUCUUCCAUCAAGGAAGACCUUAGAGUAUGGGAACAAUUCCUAGCAAACUUCAACGGCAUUUCGGUCAUUUCCUCUCCGACAUUGACAUCGGAUUCGUACUUGCAAUUAUACACAGAUAGCGCUGGGGGAACAAAAGGGGGGUUUGGCAUUUACUUUGCAGGUAGCUGGGCUCAUGCAAGCUGGCCGCACAGCUGGAGUCUUUCGGACAUAGUUAGGGACAUGACAUUCCUUGAGCUUUUCCCGGUAUAUGUAGCAAUCGUGCUAUGGUCGCCACAAUUGGCUAACAAACGUAUUCUUUUCCACAUAGAUAAUUCUGCUGUAGUCCAGGUUAUUAAUUCCGCUACUUCAAAAUCUCACAGGGUCAUGAAAAUUGUUCGAAAAUUGGUUCUCAUCACACUACAACACAACAUUACAAUCCAGGCGCAAUACAUACCCUCCAAACGCAACGUUAUAGCAGAUAGUAUUUCUCGUUCGCAGUGGAGAAGAUUUCGACAUCUCGCCCCCCACGCCGACCAGUGGCCAACCCAGCUACCCAACCAAAUAUGGGAUAUCUAAAGGUAGAAUCACAACGCCUCAUCAACAACGCCCUGUCUGAUAACUCCAACAAAGCUUACAAUUCGGCACUGAAGAAAUUCCAUGCAUUUGCCCAGAUUUUUGGCAUUGCCAUUUCCUGGCCGUUACCUUUAGAUAUAAUUUUAAACUUUAUCGCAUAUUUGUCGUUACAACAUAUGUCCCCAAAUACAGUUCAGUUAUACAUACGCGCAUUGGCAUAUUUUCAUAAAGUAAGGCAGGUAUCAGAUCCAACUGCCUCCUUCUUAGUCGCAAAAGCUCUACAAGGGUUGGCACGUGGCAACACAGCCCCAGAUACUCGGUACCCGAUUACCCUACCCAUUCUAGAAAAAUUGCUAGCGUAUUUACCUUUUGUGUGCACAUCCUCUUUCGAAUCUACACUCUUUGCUAGCGCCUUCUCACUGGCCUAUUUUGGUUUACUCCGAGUAGGCGAAUUCACUCUGGCAAACUCCUGCAAUAGCCGAUAUUCUCAUUGCAUUCAAUUUCAACAUGUUACUCUGGGGGAGGAAAGCAAACAUGUCACAUUCACUAUACCUCAUUCCAAAACCGACCAAACGGGCAAAAAAACCACUAUAUUCAUUCGGAGUCAGCCCCACUCGAUCGCAUGCCCAGUCCACAGUAUGCGCAAUUUCCUAGCAAUAAGGCCACACACCUCAGACACUCACUGUCUGUUCAUCCACAGUAAUGCUAUGCCUUUGACUAGAUUCCAAUUUAAUGCAGUACUGCAGAAAGCAAUUCAGGCUAUCGGUACACCAGGUCAUUUUGGUACCCAUAGUUUUCGAAUCGGUCGGGCCACUGACUUGGCUCUACAGGGUUUUUUUCCGACCAGCAAAUACAAACAUUUGGGAGAUGGAAGUCUUUAGCCUUUCAGAAAUACAUCCGCAUGUAAUGCCACUUCGCAGCCCUCGGACCACUACAGGACACACAAUUUAAGUAAUGACACCCUUGCCAUCAAUACAUAACAAAUAAGUAACCAAACCAAAGAUAUUUCAGAUUGUUCAAUAUGGAUCCUCGGGUCUUCAAUCCCAUUUUGGGCAGGUCAGUCGACAUCAAACCGCACAGGCGGAAAAAACCUUGACUUGCCAGCCCACAUUCAUUGGCAUGGAAGACGGGGGAUGCAGUGGCAACAAUUGGACCCCUUGGUGAUGGACCUCCUGAGGAAGUAUCCUGCACCUAGAUUCAUGGUGAUACAUCUAGGUUCAAACGACUUGGUCACCCCAGGCCUAACUGGCAAAAAGUUGGUAGAGGAAAUAAAGUGUUCAUUUCUCAGAUAUAAUGCCCUAAUCCCACAAACUACAUUAGUAUGGUCCUCCAUCUUGCCCCGCCUAUACUGGCAUGGGGUUCCUGGCAAACUAGGUGGUAAGAUUAACAAAAAACGUAUAAAGGUUAACAAAAGAAUUCUUAAGUUCGUGUUAGAUUUGGGGGGGUUGGUCAUUAACCAUCACAACAUCUCAGCAAGAAACGUGUGCUUAUUUAGAUUUGAUGGAACACACCUUUCGGAUAUGGGCAACGACUUUUUCCUAAACAACAUCAGGGCAGCUUUUCACAUAUUCAUCAAUCAACUAGGCAAUUGUUACCCUCAACCUGUUUAACUGGGUCUGGCAUUUUAGGGGGGGGGGGGGGGGGGGUAGUGGUUUUUCAUGGUUAUUGGAGGUACAUCAUAUCGAUGUCUGUGGCAGGUCUGGGGGGAUAUAAUACAAGAAUGUGUCCGUCCGAUCUGGCCUGUUGUUCCCUGCCCAUCUGUCAUACAAAGACAGAAGGACUAAUGUGGCUCAUAUGAGCAAGUACUGGCUCAUAUGAAGUAGAAAGCUGUGUAUAGUGGUUCACGUGAAAAAGUUUUGAUUCAAGUUAAUUGGGGCACCCAGGACUGCAGUCUUGGUGUCCUCUCCACCUCCUUAACUGGGAGGGGAGACCCCAGUUCCGGAAUACCAGGGGGAGGUACUGGUAUGACUCACCGGGGGGCUAUUUGGUGGAACAGGGUAAAGCAGAUCGGACGGGCCCGUUUUCGGUCCCUUGAUGUCGCAGUCUGGGACGUCGGCUCUCGUGCUCACACGAGGCCACCGGUUUGCCCUAAUACCUAUGGUCGGUACUCCGGAUAUCCCUUUAGACCUGCAAUUUUUUACUUUGUACAUGUACAUGUAACAUGCGGCCGUAGCUGCCAAUUCACCCUGUGUGCACUAUGUCCAUUUUAGUUCGAUCGUUUCAUGUUAUGAAAUAUGUCUGGUUAUUCUAAUAAAUAUAAAAAAGCUCAGUAUGUGUUCUCUAUCAGCUAAAAGGCCAAAGGGGCCAAGAGAGUGGGCACCCAAUAUGGUUAGUUAGGGACUACCACCGGAGUGUUCAAUUAAUGAAGAUUAUUUGAAUUCAAUAUCAAACAAUCCAGCUUAAUUGACCGAAGUUCUUUUGCUUAUAUUACUUUUGUGUUAUCACCUUGGUGGCUUUACCGUGGUACGACGUAUUCGUAUAACGCACACCAAGUACGACUUAACCAAACGGACCAAUACUUGCCUCUUCCGUUUCCGUCUACAAGCAGACAAGUCACGAAUUUUCCCCACCCACCCUUCCCAAUUUCCAAAAAUAAAAAAUGAUGCAAUGACAAGCCAUUGCCAUAUGCCCCACUAUGUAAUCUGCUGCCAGUUUAUAUUUUUCAGAAUCGAGGCCAGAAAUAGACCUCAUGCAGAAGGAACAGACGUCACACCUCUUUUCAACUGGACUCGACCAGACACAAGUGCAACUGCGAGCUUGACUGACACUGUAAACUGUUUGGUCUAAUUUUGGUCAACAUCCAUUACUUUCCCCUUCUUUACACAUGUCGCAUUGUUACUUAAUCAGGGCAGGUCUGGGGGGAUAUAAUACAAGAAUGUGUCCGUCCGAUCUGGCCUGUUGUUCCCUGCCCAUCUGUCAUACAAAGACAGAGGGACUAAUGUGGCUCAUAUGAGCAAGUACUGGCUCAUAUGAAGUAGAAAGCUGUGUAUAGUGGUUCACGUGAAAAAGUUUUGAUUCAAGUUAAUUGGGGCACCCAGGACUGCAGUCUUGGUGUCCUCUCCACCUCCUUAACUGGGAGGGGAGACCCCAGUUCCGGAAUACCAGGGGGAGGUACUGGUAUGACUCACCGGGGGGCUAUUUGGUGGAACAGGGUAAAGCAGAUCGGACGGGCCCGUUUUCGGUCCCUUGAUGUCGCAGUCUGGGACGUCGGCUCUCGUGCUCACACGAGGCCACCGGUUUGCCCUAAUACCUAUGGUCGGUACUCCGGAUAUCCCUUUAGACCUGCAAUUUUUUACUUUGUACAUGUACAUGUAACAUGCGGCCGUAGCUGCCAAUUCACCCUGUGUGCACUAUGUCCAUUUUAGUUCGAUCGUUUCAUGUUAUGAAAUAUGUCUGGUUAUUCUAAUAAAUAUAAAAAAGCUCA
This is a messenger RNA of Ostrea edulis (European flat oyster), 5572 nucleotides long. RefSeq lists its product as uncharacterized. NCBI's taxonomy places the organism in Eukaryota, Metazoa, Mollusca, Bivalvia, Ostreida, Ostreidae. The record is from RefSeq and is a predicted model, not a curated record. The coding region runs from base 255 to 1451 and encodes 398 amino acids. The transcript has 2 exons.